Molecule: messenger RNA, 3508 nt
Organism: Cephus cinctus (wheat stem sawfly)
Lineage: Eukaryota; Metazoa; Arthropoda; Insecta; Hymenoptera; Cephidae
Product: piggyBac transposable element-derived protein 4
Exons: 1
Coding region: 1311-3044 (577 amino acids)
Source: RefSeq, a predicted model, not a curated record
UUUUUAAAAGUUUACUUAAUGCUCUUUUCAGCAUUCUUAAAUUUGUCUACCAAGAGAAAGAGAGAGAGAGAGAGAGAAAGAAUUUGACUAAAAGACUAGGACAAAUUUUUACUUAACCAAAUACAAGAUCUCCUAUUUAUUUAUUUUUAUUGGAAUUGCUGUAGUUAAUAAUUGCCUUCAGGAAUUAUUUUUAUAUGUUAGAUAUAUUACACAAUAAUGAAUAAAUUAAUUGUUACCAUUAUAUAUCUUUCAAUGUACAAUUAUAGAUGGAAAUUUAACUUCUUAACGUGGACUGAAGUUGGUGCACCCGAUACUUAUAUUCAUUGAUUCACCCUCGAUCAGUUAAUUUCUUGUUAGUUACAGUUAAUGAUACAUCCCAUCCACCAUAUAUGUCAUAAUAAAUCUGUAUAUGUAUAUAACAUUUAUUAUAAAUUUUUGUAUUAUAUACACGUGCGACUCUGUCGAUAAUGCAUCGACAUAUCGUUUUGAUUAUACAUUUCUAGAUGUCGCUAUAUACGUCGAAUAAUAGUAACCUAAAAUUUUAGUGGAUAGAAUAAAUAUUUGUGAGAACAAAAUUUAUGAUCUGUACAAGUUAUAUUCUUAAACAAAUGGACAUCAGCAUCAAGUAAAACGUGUGGAAAUACUGUAUUUUUGGAAAAGAAACCAGUAGCUUCAAGGAGGGCAGAGGUGUCUUGUUUUGUAUCCAAAAAGAUAUGAAAUUGUUCCUUGACAGUGGUCAAUACUGCUAUGACAGCUUUCUAAAAAUUGCUCAAACAAUUCCCUCACUAUCUCUGAGAAAUAGUUUGAACUAGUAUCGUGAUGAUUUAUGGAGCAUGAUAAAGGAAACUUUUGUGAAAAAUUAUCUAACGACCAUCGCAGUUGCUAAAACUAAACUUGAAGAACUCUUCGUUCUAUCCAGAGUUUGCAAAGAAACGCGUGUGAACCCCCUACUUUUAAACACACGUAUCAUUUGUCUAGUGAAAGCCUCAGCUGCUCCAUAUUAAAGUAUAUCAAAAUAUAUGAUAGAAUAUAAAUAAUAGAAAACACAAAGUAAGAAUUACCGAUGCCAGCAAAUAAGUAUAUGCCAAGUAGCCUAAGCCUGUUUAAGAUAAAGGGUAUACACACACACGAGAAUGCCUUUCUUGAGCAAAUGUUGAAGACAGUAUGUAUAAACUGUGCUACUACAAAAUUUUUUAGAGAAUUUGGAUAAUAGUCUUCAACAUAUGAAAUAAAUUAAAAAUGAUAAAGUAAUGGUGACUCAUACCUUGAGACACUGAAAGUCCAUUUUUGUUUAACAUUGAGGUUUUAAGAUGGAUUCCAGCAAUAUGAGUGAAGAGGACAUGGAUUCGGUGUUACAUGGAAAUUUGUCAGGCUUUGAAAAGGGCACAAAGGUCUUUGUGUCAGACAGUGAGUGUAGUGACGAAGACCGCAUACUGGAAGUGUCUGAAAAUGACAGUGAUGCUGAAAAUGAUAUGGGAGUUACUAAAAGUGUAAAUCCAAAUGAAAUCAUAAUGAAAAGAGAACCAGGAGCAGAGGUAUGUAGUCCUGAUUCCAAUACAACAAGUACUCGUAUUACCAAAGGAAUUAAUACAUUGCGUUUACCAGAAGUAAACGUAACAUCUCCAUUGUGCAUUUCCAUCCUAGACUCAUGGAAUCUAAUAAUUCCAGAAGAGAUAAUAGACAAAAUAGUAUUAAAUACAAAUGAAGAGAUCGCCGAGAAGGCAACAAAAUACAAAGAAAGAACAAGGUACAUCGCUAUGACAAGUAGAGCAGAGAUAAGGGCGUUCAUCGGGCUCCUCUACAUGUCCGGAGUGAUGAAGGAGAGUCAUAUCAGUGUCGAGGAACUGUGGUCUGAUAUGUACGGACCGCCAAUAUUCCACGCGACCAUGACACUCUCGCGAUUUCGAUUCCUGACUGCGUGUAUCCGAUUUGACGAAAAAUCUAGCAGAACCUCAAGAAAGAUGACCGAUCAAUUCGCAGCGAUUCGUGAAAUCUGGGAAAUCUACGUGAACAGUUGCAGGACGUACUACAAUCCUUCAGAAUACUGUACCCUGGGUACUAGCCUCCUAGGCUUUAGAGGACGCUGUCCCUUUCGAGUCUACAAACAGAAUCAUCCUGACAAGUGUGGCAUCAACAUCCUGAUGCUCUGCGAUACGAAUACUAACUAUAUGGUCAAUGCUAUGCCCUACCUAGCGAGUGUCGGCAAGUCCGCAGAUGAGGACAAGAGAGUAUCUUAUGUAAAAGCCUUGACAAAACCCAUUCAUGGAACCAAUAGGAACGUGACCAUGGACAAAUGGUUCACAUCGACAUUACUCGCGGAUACGCUGCUGACCGAGUGCAAGCUGACGAUUGUAGGACCUCUUAAAAGGCGGAACCUAGAAUUUCCAAUUCCAUUUGUCAGUCCAAAGAGUAGGGAAGCAGGCACUUCGUGUUACGCAUUCGACAAUGAGAAAACGAUGGUCUCUUAUAUCCCAAAGAACAAUAAAACCGUUAUACUUUUAUCGACGAUGCAUAAGGAUGAUGCGAGUGACGAGGAAACAGGAAAACCGAAGAUUCUGACUUUUUACAAUCAAACGAAGGAUGGUGCCGAGCACUUUGUCCAGCUCUGUCAGAAUUACACCACUGCAAGAAAGACAGGACGUUGGCCAUUAAGGGUCUUCUACGGGAUGCUGGAUCAGAGUGCCAUUAAUGCCAUGAUAAUCUUCUCCAUGGCAAAUCACGAGUGGAAAAUUGACAGGAGUAAUACCAGGCGUAUAUUCCUCAAAGAAUUAGCCCUGAGUUUGGUGAAGCCUUAUAUGACUGAACGUCAGAAGAUACCCACGCUGAGGAAGGAUCUCAAGCUAAUAAUCAACAGUAUGAUUGGCGAGGAUGAUACUCCCGUACCGCAGAUUAUACCCGGUGGUAGUAAAAGAAGAUGCGGCCUCUGUCCUCGCAAGAAAGACAAAAAAACUGCACUGCAAUGUCAGUCGUGCGCGAAACCCGUGUGCUUAGAUCAUCGAGCUAUGAUUUGCAUAUCUUGUGUUCAUAUUAACCAUAUGAACUAGGUUUAGAAUAGAUAUUAUAAAGUAGAUAUUAAACUUCUAUUAUUAUUUCUAUCUAGAAAUUAUAUAGAAACUUCUUAUGAUCUGAUCACAUGGCUACUGUACAAUUCUUUAAAGUGAUGCUGAUUUCAUUUUUUAGUCCUCAUGGACGUGGUGUACAAUUACGCACAUAACGUGCAGCUACGUAGUGAGAGGACCAGAUUAAAGGACGCGGUGACGAGUACAGUUUAUGUCAAGACGCCAUGUAAAGGUGUCUCUAGUCUAUGUAUAAACUAAUAAGAGUUCAGGUAGCAGUGUACAGAUUUACUGUUUAAAUAAUUCAUCGGUUAGUCAUAGAACCUGCAAAGAGAAAUUUCAGAAUAUAAUAGAAGAGUGUCGCAGUGCUUGCUGUGGAAUAUUUAUCUCAGAAGGGUACGUCAAUCAUGCAUAAGAAUCCUUGAUAAGUAAUAAAUUCUACAAGAUCUAUA